GAUAGAGAGAGAAGAUGAGCAUCUUGCUCGCACGGACACAAUCCCCCGUGCGUGCUCUCCCUCUCUCUCUAUCCACGACGGAACAAAAAAAAUAAUAUAAAAAUAAAAAUAGUAUCAAAUUAUGAAUAAUUCCGACCGUCUGAUCUGACCUCCCCGACACCGAGGCGGCUCCCUCGGCGCUCGGAUCUCUAGGCGACGUCGCACCAACACGUGGGUUUCGGUGUCUGAAGACUCUUAUAAUCGCGGCCCUUUUCGCUGUGAAGCGAGGGGGGAAAGGAAGGAGGGGAAGGGAGGAAUCCGGCGAGAGAUCGCCGGAAAAGGAGAGGGUUUGGGGAAUGUUGGCGGCGGAGCGGCCGGAAUGGCUGCCGGAGGGCUGGAAGAUGGUGGUCAAGACGAGCAUGACUGGAGAAAAGGAUGUGUGUUACACAUGUCCGACAUCUUCCUGUACAUUCAAUUCAAAAGAGGAGAUGAUGCGCUAUCUCAAUUGUAAAAGGGCAGAUGGUUACAUAUCCAAACCAACAUCUCAUUUUGGAGAUAACGUGCAUCCACUUGCAGAACAAAUAAAAGAUUUUCCUGAUUGGCUGCCUGCUGGUUGGGGUUUGGAGUUUAAAACUCGCAAGAGUGGCACAAAUGCGGGGCGACAGUACAAGUGCUACAUCGAUCCAGUUACCGGAUAUAAAUUCUAUUCCAAGAAUGAAGUUCUUCGGUAUAUUAAGGAUGGAAUACCUCGCAAUCCCAGAGCCAAACGGAAAAGAAGUGUGGUUACAAGAAUUACUGAACAUACUCGCUCUUCAACUAAUCAGAGAAAAGGCAUCAAGAGAAGCACCAGGGAAAAUCUUAGAUCUCAGAUUGAAUACACUCCAGAUGGGUUGCCUAGUGGCUGGAUAAAAGAAAUUAGAUACAGAAAGUCUACCUCGAGUUGUGGAGCAAAAAGAGACCAGUACUACACUGAUCCAGUAAAUGGAUAUGUAUUCCGGUCGCGAAAAGAUGCCAUUCAGUAUAUUGAAACAGGACAAGUUAGUAAAUAUGCAAUUAAACCAAAGCAUUUAAGUACCAGUGGCUUGUAUACUUCCAAAAAGGAAUCCCAUCCUUCUCCUGCAGCAAGAAGAAUAAAAUCACGAGGAACUGCAGUAAGACGAAGCCUCUUUUCAGAAGGAACACCUGACCUGAAUGUGAAGAUAGUGACCGAGAUCAAGCAGUUGCCUGAAAGACUGUCCUUGCCCCUUCUGGAAUAUCCUUCAGCACAGAAUAUGGAUGGAACUGAUUCUAGUUGCAGGACUUUGUCAAUUGUCAAGGAAUUAGGGAAUUCAAAGGAUGCUCCAAACGACAGAAAGCUCAAUCCAGGAUGCAAUGCAGUGGGAGUAUCAGGACAGACAUUGGAGUCAGAAACAGUUAAUGCUUCAGAGCUGGGAAUUCACAAGUCAUCAGAACCUUUGAACCAUACUACAUCAGAGGCAUUAAACAAAACCCGUGAUGUUCUGUCGCCGAGGAAGCUGGACCUGGUACGUGAGAAUCUCUCUGAAAUGCAAGACAGAGAGCCAGAUGAAGCAGCAGAUAAAAUACCAAGAGAGCUUGAAAUCAUGAGGCCUGUCCAGCAAGGGAAUAUGAGCCUGCCAGCUCUAGAAGUUAAACCGGUGGAAGAAAGAAAAUUGGUUCCAAAGAACGAGGAACAGCUGCAGCCCAAUAAUCGCCGUAGGGGACGUAAGCCUGGCUCAAGGAAAGCGAAAGCUCUGAAAGCAAUGACCAUGCCACUCCGGGCUUCCAAACGUUUGGCUGCGCUAAGAGCUGAUCGCAUGGCCAGUUCUGGAGCUGUUAGCCACUCCAGUGGUGCAAUGGCAAAGUUGUCCCAUCGGCUCCAAGCUCAUCCAACAGCCACCAAGAAAAACAAUCAACAAAAGGAGGUAGCCUUUAUAGACUUGGAAAUUCUGGAAGAGCCAAUAGGCAGGGAGCAUCCUGCUGAACAAGCUGCUCCAGUGAAGCAGGUUUAUCUAGGAGAAUUAAAUGAAGACAAACCGGGAUCCCCUCUCAGAUUACCUUUUGGAGAUUCGUGGCCGGAUCCUUGCAUUGAGUUUGCUUUCAAGACCCUUACAGGUGACAUCCCAGUGCUGGAGGAUACUGCAGCUAUCGAAGAAUAUUUCCAUCAGCACUUGGGCACAGGCAAGAGCCCAGGCCAGCAAGUUUCAGCUUCAUUAACUUUUGGCAACCACAAAAGUUUCAGCCAGGGUGAGUUUUGCGUCCAGCUGCAGCCGCCGGACAAUCAGUUGUCGUCGAGGGAUGACGGAAGGCCGUGCUCGUUUGAGACUGGGCUGCAGGCCAGUCAGAAGGGGAACGAGGAAAGGCAAUGUACUGCUACAGUUAAGCCCGUAAACUAUUCAACUUAAGGUGAAGUGACCAUGUAUAUAGGAACCCAGAUUUGAGGUGUCUUGAACUACGACUCUCCAUUUUGGUGCCCUUGAUAAGGCCAUGUUGUAGAACGGACUGUAAGCCUUGGUAGAUGAAUGAUUUCUCAUGAUCUUUGCACCCUUUGGUUGUGGGUGCAGUCUGGCUUGUGACACCAUAAAUAUUCAAGGUGUGCAACUCAAGAUAAAUCUCUUUCUAGGCUCAUAAACUAUGAUUACCUACU
Elaeis guineensis (African oil palm) is the source of this 2623-nucleotide messenger RNA. NCBI's taxonomy places the organism in Eukaryota, Viridiplantae, Streptophyta, Magnoliopsida, Arecales, Arecaceae. The record is from RefSeq and is a predicted model, not a curated record.